UGGGUGUCACGUGAUAAUAACAAAACACUUCAAGUAACAAAUGAAGAGGGAAAUGCUGUGCGCUCCGGCAUGAGGAGUGCUGGGCACCUAAGGAAGAUGUAGUUGUUGUGUGAAUUGUGUUUAUUGUACUCGUCUCUAGGACAGUUGACCCAUGCGCAGAAUGUAUCACAUACUGAAACUACGUAAAUUUUAUACGAGCAAUACAGGAUCGCUGUCAUCGUCAUUAAGUAAACAUUUCUCCAAAAGAAAGUGCCCGAUUUGUGAACAUCCAUUUGUACCGCAGCAGAAAGAUUAUCGACAUCUUGUGCAACUGGUACCACAAGUUCGUUUGCAUUCCACACAUACUAACACUGCAGAAAUAUCAAAGUCAGCAACAAAAAAGAAAAAGAGGAGAGCAAAAAAGAAAUAUGUGGAAUUGCUGGAAGUUACCGAGAAUUCUUCUACUCAGCGGAAAGCAUCAAUAAGUAAACUGAAGGCUAAGGACUUGUCUCUCUUAGUUGAAAAUCCUAACAUUGAUUUAUCACAAUUGCACAGUUUGAGAAAGCAAAAUACGCAGUUUUCACAAGGCAGGACUGAAAAGAAUCGGCUCGUUACUACAGAGGUGUCCUAUUCUGCUGUGGAUCCUAUAACUGACCAAGAAACUGGUGCCAACAUAUACUCACUCUCUGAAUUAGACCCACUGUGUGGUAUAGAUGUAGAACCUAGUGCAGGAGCAUGCCACUCACAAGUAUUAGAAGACUUAAAUGUUUUAGUUAAUAAAGAAAACACAUUACUUGAUGAAAAUGAGUUGUUUCAAAGGUUAGAAGCAGCAUCUGAUGUGCAACUUCAUGAUAAAUACAGUGAAGAUGGUGGUUCUGAAUUUCAUGAUCUCAGUUUAAGCUCAAAUAAUGUGCAGGAGGAUGAAAGUCCUGUUGUGGGAAAUGGAAACUUAAGUAUACCAUUCACUUCACCAGACCAAAGGGAGAAAUACAGUGAUAGACGAUUUCUUAAGUCAAAUCUUAAACAUUCUAUGAAAGAAAAAUUGGCCAAGGUGAAACUGUCUGAACUGGAAAUAGCGGGAAGAGAGGAAAGCUUCUUUCAAAACAUGCAUUGUUACCUUGAGACUUGCAUACGAUGCAAUAUGUUGAACAGAGGAAUGGCAGCAUUAUCAUCCUACAGAUUAAGAAACAAGCAAAAUAAAAGACCAACACAUCCCAAUGUUGUUGCCUUGUACAAUAUAAUACUGCAAGGAUUUUCAAAGAAGGGCAAUCUAAAAAAAGUGAAGGAAAUCAUGCACAUGUUGCAAGAAGAUCAGGUGGCGCCAAAUGUUCACUCAUUUGCUGCUUGUCUUGAGUGUGCUGGUCGCUUGCCUGAGAAUGACGGAACAAAAAUUCAACUAGUGCAUUUCCUGGAUGAAAUGAAGGAAGCUAAUGUUACACUGAAUGAUGUCUUUGCAAAAUGCAGUUUUGUGGGAGAUCAGCAGGAAGUUACUUUAGCAGCCGUGCGAAGAAUAUUACCAGAUUUUGAACCUUGCUUACCUCCUCCUGAGACUUGCUACUCUUGUAGUUUAUUGAAGGAACUUAAUGAAAAUAAAGAAGGCAAUUAUAAAUCACCUGCUGAGGGGCUGUUAACAAAUGAGCAAAUCAGUGACUUGAUGAGACAGCAAUUUCAGAUUGAACUAGAUGGCCAUGUGAAGGUGAAGACUAUUGAGAAGAGAACAGAACCAAAUGCCACAAUCCAGCACUAUAGAGAGAAGUUAGAAGAAGCACAAAAAUCUUGGAGAAAAUCAAUCCAUGAAGCAUUUGAACGAGAUGUUGAGGUCCUGCGUGUCAGACACAGUGCAUUUAAAGCCUACAGAACCCCAAAUCUGUACCCAUUCUUGAAAAUUCUGGAUCCUGAUGAGUACACUGAAAUUAUUAUGCAGGAAAUUCGGAAGCUUGCUGAAGGAUCUGAGACCUUCAGUCCUACACUGAGUGUUUUGCAUAAAGGUAUUGCGCAGCAAGUGCGAGCAAGAUGUAUUAUCAAGUUUCGAGAAAAAAUGGGAAUUAUGAACAAAAUGGAGCAUUUGUACAGUGAAUAUUUUAAGUGGUACAUGAACCCUGUUGGAAACCCAAUGAAGAACACCAGAGAAAAAUGGCAGUAUUUGCUGUAUGAAAAUAUGGAGGGUCCAAGUGUUUGUGCUGCAGAGAAAGCUUGGCCAAACAAUGUAUUAAAUAAUUUGGGGAAAUUCUUGUACAAUAUUAUCCUCAAAGAUAUAAAAAUUGAUGUGAAUGUUACAAAGACUAACAGCAAAACACGGCAUCUCCUGCCAGCAUUUUAUUCACUUUUUCGUUAUCAUGGCCGUAUUCUGAAGGAAGAAGUGAAACCACAUCCAGUUUUGUCACGUCUGUUUCGUGGUGCUGCACAAGCCGAUCUGGUGUUCGAUGUAACAACUAUACCAAUGCUGUGUCCACCAGUACCGUGGACAUCAGUGUCUUCUGGUGGCUACUUGGUAGCCAAAGCCAAUGUUAUACGGUUAGCUCAAGAGACAUGUCAACAAUGGCAGAGGCUUGAAGAAUCACCACCCCAGCAGUUGUUUCCAGCAUUGGAUUCUCUUAGUCAGUUGGGUUCCAUACCAUGGACAGUUAACAAAUCGAUUCUGGAUGUAGUGAUCAACGUUUUCAACAAUGGUGGCUCAAAGAAGCUUGAUAUACCACUACCUCCUUCAGCUUGCCCUACACCAGAUGCUGUAACACCAGAGAUGACAAAAGUUGAGAGGUAUGAAGUGUACCGGAAACGUAUGUUACUGCGCCGACAGAAAGCAGAAAUGUACAGCCUGUGGUGUGAUGCCUUGUACAGACUGUCUCUUGCAAAUCAUUUUCGUGAUAAAAUCUUCUGGUUACCACAUAAUAUGGAUUUCCGUGGAAGAGUGUACCCAUGUCCUCCACAUUUAAAUCACUUGGGAUCGGAUAUGGCUAGAUCGCUGCUACAGUUUGCCAAUGGACAACCACUGGGACCACAUGGAUUAAAGUGGCUGAAAAUCCAUUUAGUGAACUUGACAGCACUCAAGAAAAAAAAUUCGCUUGAUGAACGUCUUCAGUUUGCAAAUGAAAUUAUGCCUGAAGUUCUGGAUUCAGCUGAUUAUCCUCUAACUGGUCGCAUGUGGUGGGCUGAGUCAGAAGAACCAUGGCAAACAUUGGCUUGUUGUAUGGAAAUAGCAAAAGCUGUCCGCUCUCCUGAUCCAGAGAAAUACAUCUGCCACUUUCCUGUGCACCAAGAUGGUUCCUGCAAUGGGCUACAACAUUAUGCUGCACUUGGUCGAGACACUGCUGGGGCUGAAAGUGUAAAUCUCAGUCCUGCACAGCGACCACAGGAUGUUUAUGAAUGUGUAGCUCAACUGGUGGAAAGGGAAAGAGCAAAAGAUGCACAGAAUAAUGUUAAAAUUGCCCAGGUGUUGGAAGGAUUUGUGCAAAGAAAAGUGAUCAAACAGACUGUUAUGACAACAGUUUAUGGAGUCACCAGAUUUGGUGCAAGGUUGCAGAUAGCACGCCAGCUGAAAGAUCUGGAAGGCUUCCCAAAGGAGUUUGUGUGGCCAGCAUCAACUUACCUCGUAACUAAAACAUUUGAUAGUUUGCGAGAGAUGUUUACAUCCACGAAGGAGAUACAGGACUGGUUUACGGAAUGUGCACGGUUGAUAUCUCAAAUAUGUGGUCAGAAUGUAGAAUGGAUUACACCUUUGGGCCUUCCAGUAGUGCAACCUUAUUUUCGACCACCAAAGAAUUUGAAGUUCAAAGAAUCAAAAGUUGAAGAUCACUUUCAUGUGGAUAUGUUUGAACGCCCAAAUGUGAUGAAACAGAAAAAUGCUUUCCCACCAAAUUUUAUUCAUUCUCUGGACUCUAGCCAUAUGAUGCUGACAUCAUUGUUUUGUGAACGAAAUAAUGUAACAUUUGUAUCAGUUCAUGAUUGUUACUGGACACAUCCUUCAACUGUCAAUGUUAUGAAUAAGAUUUGCAGGGAUCAGUUUGUUGCACUGCACUCUCAGCCAAUUCUUGAAUCUUUAUCAAGAUAUUUGGUGGAAAAAUAUAGUUAUCCUACCAGGGAUAUUAAGGAUGAUGGAUCUCUGACAAGUGCUGCUAAGUUACGACUCAACAAAAUACUGCAAAAAGUGCCUCAGAAAGGUGAUUUCAAUUUACAGGAAGUUCUUGAGUCUAUAUAUUUCUUCAGUUGAUCAAGAAAUUAUGGUAGCCUAUGUUUCUUCAUUGAACUGUACUGAAUUUACAGUAAGCACUUUAAUAAUUUCCUCUGUUGUAUCACUUCAGUGUAAUCAUGGAUUGAGUCAUAUGAUGCCUAGUUAAAAAGAGGCUGUAAAUAAUCAUCCAUCACUUUAUUUGUAUAGCACCAUUUUUGUGUGAGUAUAUAAAUAAUUGAACCAUGUAUUUAUAAAAAUAAACACUUUUUUAUGUAUUGUGUUGUCAGACAGUAA
Messenger RNA from Schistocerca gregaria, 4441 nucleotides. It is a transcript of the gene mtRNApol, whose product is annotated as DNA-directed RNA polymerase, mitochondrial. Gene Ontology annotation, biological process: mitochondrial transcription. The record is from RefSeq and is a predicted model, not a curated record. Bases 152 to 4186 code for a protein of 1344 amino acids. Gene Ontology annotation, molecular function: DNA-directed RNA polymerase activity; protein binding; mitochondrial promoter sequence-specific DNA binding. Gene Ontology annotation, cellular component: mitochondrial DNA-directed RNA polymerase complex. NCBI's taxonomy places the organism in Eukaryota, Metazoa, Arthropoda, Insecta, Orthoptera, Acrididae. The transcript is spliced from 24 exons.